AUGACGAUGAAGAGAAGAGCUUCUUCUGCGGUGAUUGUUUCCAUUGCUCGGUCUCAGGGAGCAGGGGCUUCAUCAGGUACUCCUGCUCCUGCAGGUUGUACUAUUGCAUCAUUUCUCUCUGCAUUCCCAAACCAUAAACCCCAUUUGGCUUUUUAUUCUGCUAUUAGUGGUAAAGUUAGGAGUUCUUCUGGAAAAGCUCUGAAAUUUCAACCUGAAUUAAGGAAUGAUAUUAAUAAUGUCAACAGUCUUGAUGAUGCUUUGAGCUUGUUCGAGCGGAUGGUCCGGAUGAGGCCUCUGCCUUCUGUUAUUCAAUUCAAUCAACUGCUGACUUGUAUUGUUAAGAUGAAGAAUCAUUAUUCUUCAGUUAUUUCCCUUUUUAGAGAUAUGUGUGUCCAGGGCAUUCCUGUUGAUGAGGCCACCCUUAAUAUAAUGAUUAAUUGUUGCUGCGUUGUGGGCCGAGUGGAUUUAGCUUUUUCUACAUUGGCUGGCUUCCACAAACGUGGUUUUGUCCCUAAUGUGGUCACCUUUAGUACUCUACUCAAAGGACUCUUUCGAGGACGCAAGGUUCCCCAGGCACAAGAAUUAUUUAAAAAGAUAAUAUUCGAAAAACUUUGCGAGCCCAAUGAAGUUAUCUUUCUGGUUGUGAUAGAUGGGCUCUGUAAGGCGGGUAAUACUCAAAUGGCCAUUGAAUUCCUAAGACUUAUGGAAAAAAGAAGAAGAUGUAAGCCCAACGUUUAUGUGUACGGUACAAUCAUUGACAGCUUGUGCAAGGAUAAAAUGGUUGAUGAAGCUCUUGCCCUCUUACAGGAGAUGUUUGAAAAGGAAAUUCCCCCAGAUGUUGUCAUUUACAAUUGUUUGAUUCUAGGUUUCUGCAAUUUAAGUAAAUGGAAGGAGGUUAUAAGGCUCUUCUCUGACAUCAAGGAUUACAAAAUUGCUCCAAAUGUUUUUACUUUUACUAUAGUGGUGGAUGCAUUGUGCAAGGAAGGACAUGCAAAAGAUGCUGAAGAGGUAGUCCGGAUCAUGAUCCAGCAAGGUCAAAAUCCCGACGUGGUCACAUACAAUUCCUUAAUGGAUGGAUAUUGUUUACAACGCCAAAUAGGUGAAGUAAGGAGAGUAUUCGAUACCAUGGUUGCUAGUGGCCUUACUCCAGAUGCUCAUAGCUAUGCUAUUUUGAUAAAUGCCUAUAACAAGAACAAGAAAGUGGAAGCAGCCAUGAAUCUCUUUCAAGAGAUUCGGCAUAAAGGCUUAAAAUGUGAUAUUGUUGUUUAUACCGCUGUUUUGCAGGGGUUAUUUAGUGCAGGAAUGUAUCCUAGUGCAAGAGAAGUUUUUGAUGAGAUGCAAGCUUCUGGCAUAAAGCCUGAUUUUCACACUUAUUGCGUGAUGUUGGAUGGGCUAUGCAAGACUGGACAUGUCGACGAAGCAUUGCAGUUAUUCCAUGCAAUGGAAACUGAUGGAACAUAUCUUCACAUAGAAAUGUACACUAUCAUCCUUGAUGGGUUGUGCAAAAGCAGGAGGCUCGAUAGUGCUCGAGAUCUUUUCAACAAUCUCUCCCUUAAAGGAUUGAACCCUAAUGUCAAAACAUACACCACCAUGAUUGCUGGCCUGCUUUCAGAAGGUCUGCUCAUCGAAGCUAAAGAGGUCGUUAAAAAGAUGGAAGAGAAGGGUUGCCCGGCAAAUGAUGGUACAUACAAUGUUAUUCUGCAAGGACUCCUUAAGGGAGGUCAUUAUCAUCAUGCGAUGGUCUAUCAUGAAGAAAUGGUUCAUAAAGGAUUCUCGCUGGAUGCACAUACCUUUUCCAUUUUACUUGAUUUGUCUGCUGAGAAUCAGAAGAAACCUUCUGUGCUAAUGUUGAUGCUGAAGAUUGAUCCCGAUAGCAAGAAGUUCAUAGAUGGGGAAUGA
Coffea eugenioides is the source of this 1899-nucleotide messenger RNA. Its product is annotated as putative pentatricopeptide repeat-containing protein At1g12700, mitochondrial. NCBI's taxonomy places the organism in Eukaryota, Viridiplantae, Streptophyta, Magnoliopsida, Gentianales, Rubiaceae. Gene Ontology annotation, molecular function: protein binding. Bases 1 to 1899 code for a protein of 632 amino acids. The transcript has a single exon. The record is from RefSeq and is a predicted model, not a curated record.